This is a messenger RNA of Desarmillaria tabescens, 1875 nucleotides long. RefSeq lists its product as uncharacterized. The record is from RefSeq and is a predicted model, not a curated record. The transcript has 6 exons. Bases 1 to 1875 code for a protein of 624 amino acids. NCBI's taxonomy places the organism in Eukaryota, Fungi, Basidiomycota, Agaricomycetes, Agaricales, Physalacriaceae.
AUGUUAAUGUCUGCAUUUCUGGAUCUUGAAGCCGGUGUAGCUCAUGAUGGAGAUGACCAGUCCUCUGACUCAGAAUAUGAAGGCGAAGAUAACUUUAUUGUUGAAGAGGAGGAUUGGGACAAAACAACCGAUUCACCGGAUGUGGACCUCAUUGCCAACUUAUCCGCUCCAUUUGUGGAGGAAGAUAGAUGGGGCAGCCUCUUGGAGAGGGCAAGAGCUUGUGCAAGCACCCCUGAGAGCCUGCCGAAUGGUAGCAAAGGAUUUGACCUUGGUCCUAUCGUGCAUCCUGGGCUGGGAGGAAUUUGUCAUGUUCCACAUUGGGUGCUGCAUUUGACCAGGACAGGGCAUCAAGGCCCCCUUCAUUAUGCCACAUAUGGAGAAACAAGUGUGGCUAGAGGCCGAUAUGUCAGCCAAUUUGAAGAGCUGGCUGAUAUACCUGGUGUUAUCUGUCGCAAUCAACAGGUGCUGCUUCAUGCUAUCUCCAUCACAGACACCAGCAGAGGCCAAUCAGGGAUCAUCCGUAGCAUUGGCAAACAAAACUUAGAGGUAGAAUUUGUUGAAGGACUUCUCCCCAUUAGAUGGGCCGACUAUCGAAAGGAAUUUAACAUAGGGCAGUAUGUCGAGAUCUCAGAGGGAGCAUUGGUGGAUAGAUGGUCCAGAUGGAUUAGUGCUGUUGAAGAUGAUAUGUUACAUUUAAUUUCCACUCGUGGGUGUACAAAUCACCAAGUUGAGGUAUGUGGUGUUCACCCCAAUGCUGUCAUUGCGAUCCCUGUUCCACACAACUUGUGUGCCCUCUCAGCUACAACCUCUCUGGAUGUGGAAUCAACACACUCCAUGCCAUGGAAGGGGACUAUGGUCCAGGUAACAAAGGCAGGCCAUAUAUGGCAUACAAAGAUGGGAUAUGUGGUUGAUGUAAACUGCAUAAUGGAUCCUAAUACUGAUGUGCCAGUCUUACAAGUGCUUGUACAGCUCACACACUACAAUCCAAAUGCCCCCUUCCUUUCUCUAUGGUUCUCAUACCUUGAUAUCAUUGAGGAGGAAUCAUGGCUACCCCUCAAUGAAGCACAACCAUUGCAAAAUGACCAUCACUUGUUUCAUAAUUUGAUACUGGAAACCAACGUGCUGGAAAUGAAGGGCAGACACGUUCUUCCACAACGUGAAGAAGAGCCAGGCAACGCUACUCCUCUACCAGAUCCCUUGGAACAAUGCCUCUCUCCAGCGUGGAAUCCCUCAUCUCCAGACCCACCGUCGCACUGGUGCCUUGAUCCUCACCUCCCUGGUGCCAACUUCCAUGUGCAGUACAAUGGUUGCAAAAUCAUGGUCUUGGUGAAACACAACUACCAAGGGAAGAUAGUUUGUGUCAGGAAUGAUACACCACUAGAAGAAGCCCUGGAUCCCUCAAGAGUGCUGGCAAUCCACCCUAAAACCCGGCACUAUGACAUGUUUUUGGUAAUUUUGGGAGAGCAUUGUGGGAAGUGGGUCAGGAGCAUCAAAUUUGAAAAGCACUCUCACAACGAUAACUCAGAUCUUGAUUGGACUGUUGCUGUUGUUGUUCCCAGAGCUCCCUACCUCCCAGAUGAUGUGACUGACAAAAAGCUGAUCUUGCACAAUUCGAAGAUGACCAUUGCCGACGAGACCAAGGAAUCUAAGGCAUUGAACUUAAAUUUGAAGAAGCAGUUACGAUUACCUUCUCAAGAUUACUACCACUCAUUGAUGCAAUUCCUUGCACCAUCAUCAAUUCUCGUGGGUGCGGUUUCUGAUUCCUCUCAUGCGAAUGGCCUCCGAGUGUGUCUGGCGAUGCUGCACAUACUUCAGGAGGACCUUAAUCUGAUGGGCAGUGCACAUAUUGCGCGAGCUAUGCAGGCGAUGUCCUAG